AUGGGUUCAAUCGGUUCCAUGCGUCCCAUGGGCAAGGAGAGGAUUAGUUUCGAAGGUGAGCUUGGGAGCAUUUUUCCGCGGCAGGAGUCUCUCGAAAACUGGUACGGAUUGAUGGACAUAGUCGCGCCGAUUCUCACCAUCAAUUACGAUAAAGUCAACAACGCCAAGUUCACCGACCUGCCCGCAGAGCGGUACAUCGCGAUGAUGAGCGACCCGCUGUUCCUGGGCGACGAGCUGGUCGCGUCGCAGCACCUGAUCGGCGCGACGAAAUGGGAGAAGGUGUCGGACGAGGAGAUCGUGUCGCACCACCAGUCGCGCGCCGCGCACCAGCGCUUUGCCGACGUGCGUCGCGCCGAAGUCGCCGUGAAGGGCCACGGUCACGGCACGGUCACCACCUUCUACCGCAAGAUUGACGGCCGGUGGAAGUGGGCCGGGAUCCAGACGAAGGUCAUCUGGAAUGAGUUUGAUUUUGAGCACGUCUUCAGGGGAAUGGCGGGAAAGGAAUAG
Messenger RNA from Fonsecaea erecta, 507 nucleotides. RefSeq lists its product as hypothetical. NCBI's taxonomy places the organism in Eukaryota, Fungi, Ascomycota, Eurotiomycetes, Chaetothyriales, Herpotrichiellaceae. Gene Ontology annotation, biological process: melanin metabolic process. Gene Ontology annotation, molecular function: scytalone dehydratase activity. The transcript has 3 exons. The record is from RefSeq and is a predicted model, not a curated record. The coding region runs from base 1 to 507 and encodes 168 amino acids.